AUGCCUUCUCAAAGGGUUCUCUAAGUGUUUGUUGAGGCGAGAAGCUACUUGUCUUGUCGUAGGAAUGGCUUCGGCUAAUUGUUGAUGCGUUAAGGGUUGUACGGAGGCUCUUCUGGGGUGACAGGGAGGAAUAAGAACUUCGACCUUUAAACCAUGGUUUCUUGCUAACUUUACUGCCUCUAAAUCCACACCAUUUACACCACCAGAGAUUACAGUGAAAGCCAUCCUGUCGAGUGUUUACGAGUAGAGGCAAACGUGAUUUUUAUAGAACAACAAUGACGUCAUUGCCCGGACAUGUUCAAUUCCCAUAAGACUUAAUGUCUUUAGUUGCAUGCAUGUCAUAGUAAGAAAUAGCUUUUUCACAAAUGGUGUCAUACGCUUGUUUGUUAAAGUCCAAUAAAUGACGGUUUAAUCAUGUGGUUAUUCGAUGAUAAGGAACAGCCAUGUAACAUUCAAAAUUAUGGAGGUACUUCCAGUGAUGCUGAGAAAACAACAACAGUGCAGCAGUUGACUGGCCAGCAACACAAGGCGGCUUUAAAAGGUAAAAUAUCUGAAUUAUCAGGACAGCUGCUGUCACGAGAUAUAAAGCAUCUUACAGUCAGAUGA
Messenger RNA from Porites lobata, 606 nucleotides. NCBI's taxonomy places the organism in Eukaryota, Metazoa, Cnidaria, Anthozoa, Scleractinia, Poritidae. The record is from the annotation of a GenBank genome assembly.